AUGCUAGCUACCAUUCAGGCAUUACUAAAGCGGACAAAAGAGAAAGUGGUCAAGGAACAGGUAAACAAGACUGAGAAGGUUGACAUGGUGAUGCCUCAAACAUUGCCACUCAAGCUAAAAGACCCAGUUAAGUUAACUAUUUCUUGUAAUAUUGGUAGAGUGAAGAUCCCACAUGAUCUAUGUGAUUUAGGAUCUAGUAUAAAUGUCAUGCCGCUAAAAAAGGUCAAAGAAUUCAAAGUGGGUGAGAUCACACCGAGUAACAUGACUCCCACUUUAGCUGAUUCAUCUGUUACUCAACCACUUGGUAUCUUACGAGACAUGUUAGUACAUGUCAAUGGAUUAGUGUUUCCUAUAGAUUUUGUAGUGCUUGAUACAAAAGGAGAUUCAUGA
Messenger RNA from Lathyrus oleraceus (garden pea), 390 nucleotides. RefSeq lists its product as uncharacterized. Lineage: Eukaryota; Viridiplantae; Streptophyta; Magnoliopsida; Fabales; Fabaceae. Bases 1 to 390 code for a protein of 129 amino acids. The transcript is spliced from 2 exons. The record is from RefSeq and is a predicted model, not a curated record.